Molecule: messenger RNA, 835 nt
Organism: Manacus vitellinus (golden-collared manakin)
Lineage: Eukaryota; Metazoa; Chordata; Aves; Passeriformes; Pipridae
Gene: METTL26
Product: methyltransferase like 26
Exons: 6
Coding region: 1-453 (150 amino acids)
Source: RefSeq, a predicted model, not a curated record
AUGUCGGGUGUACACGUGGAGUUUGGUGCCCACAGCAUCUCUGCCUACGUGGAGGCCACGGGGCUGCCCAACCUGCUGCCCCCCAUCGUGGUGGACGUCUCGCAGGGCUGGGAGACGUGGGGGGGCACCCAGCCCGCCUCCCUCGACCUCCUUGUCAGCAUCAACAUGAUGCACAUCGCGGAGCUGCGCUGCACCCAGGGCCUGUUCAAGGGUGCUGGGGUGCUGCUGAAGCCUGGAGGAGUGCUCUUCACCUAUGGGCCCUACGCCGUGGACGGACGGAUCAGCCCCCAGAGCAACGUGGACUUUGACCGCAGCCUGAGGCAGAGGAAUCCCGCCUGGGGCCUGCGGGACACGGCGCUGCUGCGGGAACUGGCCGAGGCCAACGGGCUGCGCCUGGAGAGGAUGGUGGACAUGCCGGCCAACAACAAGAGCCUCAUCUUCCGCAAGCUGUAACUGCCCCGACCUCCAGCACCUCCUGGCACUGCCCCCGCUGCUGCCUCCUCGAGGGGUCCCAACGUCCCCCCACAGGUGCCAUCUGGGGACAGCAGUGAUGGGUCAGUGCCACGCCCCAGCUGGGGCUGGCCUGGCUGGGGGUCCAUCUCCCCCAGUGCCUUCUCCCUUUGCAGCAGAGUGCCACAGCCUGGACCAGAGGAGGACAGGCAUGGGGGGCACAGGUGUGGGAGCGGGGGCACAGCACCCCUGGGUAUGGGGGAGACUUCUUGCUCAGUUUGCUCCUAGGAUGCUGUGCUAAUGGCAGGGGGCCCAUCAUCCUUCCCCCUUUCCCAGGACUGUGCUGUUCCCCCCAAUAAACUUUGUGGCUUUGGCUCCCCCCUGA